AUGGUCGCCAACUGGGAAACUCUUGCUAAAGCUAAGAGAGAAGCGAUACUGAACUCAAUCCCUGAGAAAUGGCGACUCGAAAAGAUCCCCAGCCCUGAGGAGCAAAAAGACGUCACUGGCUCCUACAUUCAGCAAUUCCUAGAUGAGAAAGAAAUCGUAAUCACCGAAACAGACGCGGUCGGCAUCGCCGAGAAGGUCGCAGCCGGUGAAUGGUCCGCGGUCGAUGUCACACAAGCUUUCUGCCACAGGGCUUCUUUGGCUCAUCAGUUGGUGAACUGUCUGCACGAGACUUUCUUUGAUGCUGCUCUGGAGUCCGCCAAAUCACUUGACGAGUACUUUGCGAAGAAUAAAAAGACAGUUGGGCCUCUCCACGGAGUCCCUGUCUCUCUGAAAGAUCAGUUCCAUGUUAAGGAUGUCGAAACUACGAUGGGAUAUGUCGGCUGGAUAGGGACUUUUGAAGGCAAUGCAGCUGAUUCACGCAGAGGCCAAUAUGAAAGCAUAAUGGUCACAGAACUCCGAGCCCUCGGUGCAGUGCUUUACUGCAAAACCAGCGUCCCACAUACUUUGAUGAGUGGUGAGACUGUCAACAACAUCAUUGGCUAUACCUGGAAUCCCAAGAAUCGAUAUCUCUGCUCCGGUGGUAGCUCUGGGGGCGAAGGAGCGCUGAUCUCACUGAGGGGAUCUCCAGGCGGAUUUGGUACGGACAUCGGAGGCUCAAUCCGUAUUCCUGCCGCGUUCAAUGGGCUUUAUGGUAUUCGGCCCUCGUUUGGGAGGUUGCCGUACGAAGGAAUGGCCAACAGCAUGGAUGGGCAGAACAGUAUCUUGUCGGUUGUCGGCCCGCUGGCCACUACCGCUCGUUCUGUCCGACUGCUCACAAAAGCUAUCCUCUCACAACAGCCCUGGCUUCAUGAUCCCUUGGUCAUCGACAUGCCAUGGCGUGAUGCCCAAGAGCAAGCGAUCCACGAUAUUGUCAAAUCUUCUUCGCAGGGAGGUCGACUGAGCUUUGGAGUAUUGGAAACGGAUGGCAUUGUGAACCCUCUCCCUCCCGUUGCUCGAGCGGUGUCUAUGCUCACCGAGGCUCUUAGCAAGGCGGGACACCAGGUCAUCGAGUGGAAGCCACCUUCACACCAGACAAUAUUGGACAUAACAUUCAUGACAUGGGCUUAUGAUGGUGGAAAGGACGUACACAGUGCCUUCGCACUUUCUGGCGAGCCUAUGUCUCCUCAAAUUAAAAUGAGCUUCGGUGAUGGGCCGAAGCAGGAACUGACCGCCUCACAGAUCGCCGCUAACAAUAUUGCGAAGCGGAAAUACCAGAAACAAUACAUGGAUUAUUGGAAUAGCACUGCGCAACUGACGAACACGGGUCGACCUGUGGAUGGUUUCAUUUGCCCUCUUGCGCCUUACCCGGCUGCGAGACCAGAAUUAUAUAAGUAUUACGGAUACAGUGUGUUUGUCAAUGGGCUUGACUACACAAGCGUUGUCGUACCGGUUACCAUCGCGGAUAAAGCGACCGAUAAGUAUGUGGAAGGAUAUACACCACUCAAUGAUCAAGACAAGGAGGCUUUCGAGGCUUAUGAUGCCGACUUGUACGACGGCGCUCACGUUAGCGUGCAGAUUGUCGGGCGGAGGUUUACAGAAGAGAAGAUGUUGGCAAUUGCAGAGUAUGUCGGCAGCUUGGUCGGGAAAUAG
Fonsecaea multimorphosa CBS 102226 is the source of this 1689-nucleotide messenger RNA. RefSeq lists its product as uncharacterized. The transcript has a single exon. Lineage: Eukaryota; Fungi; Ascomycota; Eurotiomycetes; Chaetothyriales; Herpotrichiellaceae. The coding region runs from base 1 to 1689 and encodes 562 amino acids. The record is from RefSeq and is a predicted model, not a curated record.